This is a messenger RNA of Pneumocystis jirovecii RU7, 360 nucleotides long. RefSeq lists its product as uncharacterized. The record is from RefSeq and is a predicted model, not a curated record. Lineage: Eukaryota; Fungi; Ascomycota; Pneumocystomycetes; Pneumocystales; Pneumocystaceae. The transcript has 7 exons. Bases 1 to 360 code for a protein of 119 amino acids.
AUGCAUGCUAGAUAUGGAAUAAUUAUCAAAUAUUCACCAAUUCUUAUUGAACUUUAUGAUUUACCAAGCUUUAGAUUCUUUAGAUUUAAUUAUUCUUCCUCAUGUUAUCUUAUCCAAUAUUUUUUUUAUAUCAUAUAUGUGAUUAGACAAUUCAAUAUAAUAAAGAAAUAUAUUGCUCAUAUGCUAAUAUUUAUUAAUACUAAUUUUGUAUCAUUAUCUUAUUUGUUCUAUUUUUGUCUUAAGGCUCUUUUGUUUGCAUUAACUUCUAUUGUGCAUAGUAUUGAUUUUUAUUUUUGUAUUGAUGCUGCUACUGAUGCAUUUAUUUUCGUUUUUGCUGAUAUUGGCUUAUCUAUUAUUUAA